Molecule: messenger RNA, 1790 nt
Organism: Zymoseptoria tritici IPO323
Lineage: Eukaryota; Fungi; Ascomycota; Dothideomycetes; Mycosphaerellales; Mycosphaerellaceae
Exons: 2
Coding region: 6-1790 (594 amino acids)
Biological process (GO): mRNA splicing, via spliceosome
Cellular component (GO): U4/U6 x U5 tri-snRNP complex
Source: RefSeq, a predicted model, not a curated record
CCACGAUGAACGGCAAACGACCGCACGAGACGAAUGGCGAUGAUGGCGAUGCCAAGCGGCAGCGCGCUCUGGAUGGCUCACCUUUGCCGGUCAAAUCAGCGGAUCAUGAAAUGUCAGAGCUUGACAGGAAGAAGGCGGCGACCCAGGCGAAGAUUGCUGCCAUGAAGCAAGCGUUAGCAGCGAAAAAGGCCGGUGCCGAUGCUGCAGCGGCUCCUCCACCGCCGCCUCCACCCGCCAACGAUGUCGAUGCCCAGAAAGCUCGAGCCGCGCAGAAGAUCCAGGAGCUCAAGGCGAAGCUUGCGGCGAAGAAGCUGGAGAAUGGUGCUUCUCCUGUCAACGGAUCAUUUGCAAGCCCGCCACCUCCUCCUCAACAGUCCGAGCAGGCACUCCGAAUCGCAGAAGCUCGUGCAAAGGCUGCAGAACUGGCAGGGAAGCGCGGUCCCAGCGCAGCGCCCACACCUCCUCCGAGACAGGACACCCGAGGAGCUAGAGGAGGGCUGGGUAUCGGCCUGCAUCCUUCACUGCUGGGCGAUGCGGGUGCUGCAGAUAAAGGCAAGGCGGGCCCGAAGUUCAGCACAGCAAAAGGAAAUCAACAGCCAGACAAGCCCAAGGUCAACCCGUACCUGAUCUGGGACGACGAUGAGAAGACGGGUGAGAGCAAUCCUGCAUUUGAGCCGACUGGGAGGAAAUAUGCGGAACGAAAGAGCAAGCCCCUCGCAUUCAGUGAGAAGGGAAAGUACAUGGCUCAGGCGAACGCUUUGAGGCAGCAGGCGAAGCUGGAGGAGAUGAAGCGUCGUAUCGCAGCAGAAGCCAGGAAGACUGAGAUUGAAGAGGCGUCGGACAAAGCAUUUCUGGUUCCAGCGCCGCCGGAAAUUGAGUGGUGGGACGAAGGUCUUCUUCCUGAGGGUCAGAACAGCUACGAUAAGUGGGACGAGCCGUCUCGAAAUCGCAUCGACACGGAUGAUAGCAUCAUCACUGCUUUGAUCCAACGCCCUGUCCUACUCCAAGCACCGCAGGACAAGCUACUUCCAGGGCCCAAGCCAUUAAUGCUUACACAGAAGGAGCAGAAGAAGCUACGUCGGCAGCGCCGCAUGGCCGAGAUGAAGGAAGAACAAGCCAAGAUUCGUCUUGGUCUGGUGGAGCCGCCACCUCCGAAAGUCAAGAAGUCCAACAUGAUGCGAGUCCUAGGAGAGCAGGCUGUCAAGGAUCCGACGGCAGUUGAAGCACGAGUGAACAGGGAGAUCGCACAACGUGCCUACGACCACGAACGUACCAACGCUGAGCGAGCACUGAGCAAGACGGAGAAGGAGGAGAAAUUGCAAAGACAGAUUGCUGGAGACGAAGCGAAAGGUAUCUACGUGGUCGUCUUCCGCGUAGACGACUUCUCCUCGGGCAAGCACCGAUACCAAGUUGACGUCAACGCAAAGCAAGAUGCCCUUACUGGCAUGGUCAUUCUCAACCCAAGCAUGAACUUGGUGAUUGUGGAAGGAGGCCAGCAUUCUAUCAAGCACUUCAAGAAGCUCAUGCUCAACCGAGUCAAAUGGGCGGAGAACACACCACCGGCGGGAUCAGCAAGCACAUUCGCGGCAGAGUGGUGUCAACCGCUGGACGAGCGUGGGAAUCUGAAAGACUUGAGUGAUAACCGAUGUGUGUUGGUCUGGGAGGGACAAGCGCCGACUCGUGCGUUCAAGCGAUGGGGAAGCCGAGCUUGCGAGACGGAUGGUGAAGCGAAAGAUGUUCUGAGCCGGACGAAGAUGGAGAACAUGUGGACGCUGGCGCGGAGCAAGUGA